AUGAGCGACGAUGAAUAUGAUGAGUUCGGGAAUUACGUUGGUCCAGAAAUUGAGCCCGAUGAGGAAGAAAUUCACUCUUACGCUUCCCGUCGAGAUCUUGUCGAUCUGAUGUCCAAUCCAGCCCGUGUCCGUAAUGUUGCUCUUGUUGGCCACAUCCAUCACGGAAAGACGAGUUUCAUGGACUUGCUUGUUGAGCAAACACAUCAGAUAUCUCCUCUGGAGAGUUCAGAGUAUAUGAGGUAUACGGAUACUAGGUCAGAUGAGCAAACUCUUCGUCGAUCCAUCAAAGCAGUACCAAUGUCUCUAGCGCUUGAGGAUAGCAGUUCGAAUCAUAUCCUCUGCAACAUUAUGGACGCUCCUGGCCAUCUUGACUUGUCCGAUGAAAUGACGGCUGCUCUGCGGCUUUCUGACGGUGCAGUCUUGGUGGUGGAUCCUUCCGAAGGAGUGAUGCUAAAUACAGAGAGAGCGAUUCAGCAUGCAAUCCAGGAAAACCUGCCUAUUGUAGUCGUCAUAACCAAGGUGGACAAGCUGAUAACAGAACUUAAUUUGCGCCCUGAGGUUGCUUACAACAAGUUGAGAGAUACUAUUAAGAUCAUCAACGACCAUAUCUCUGCUGUCUCAUCAGCUGCACAGAAUGUCACUACUAUAGAUCCUACUGUUGGGAAUGUUUGCUUUGCAAGUUCAUCAAGGACUUUCCAGCAGGACCGCCCUGCUACUGGGGGUGAAAGAUCUUUUGUUGAAUUUGUUCUCGAACCUCUCUAUAGAAUAUACAGUCUAGUGAUUGGAGAACAGACAAAGAUCUUGAAAACUAUCUUGGAUGACGAUGCUGUGAAUCUUUCUAAUGCUGUUUAUUGCCCAAUGAUCGGAGAGCCUAAGAAGAGCAUGGAAGCUAUUCUGGCAGGGUUUGGUGUGAGACUUCACAAUGCUGCUUAUACAAUGAAGGCUUGGCCUUUGCUGAGGUUGGCCUGUAGCAACGUUUUUGGUACUGCUUCUGGGUUCACUGAUAUGUUGGUUCAACAUAUACCUUCUGCUAAGGAUGCAGCUGGUUGGAAGGUCGAACACAUAUACACAGGGCCUAAAGACUCUAAGCUUUAUGAAGCAAUGAAACAAUGUACCUCCUCUGGGCCGCUCAUGAUCGAUGUCGUCAAAUUCUAUCCCAAGUCUGAUUGGAGCGCCUUGGAUGCUUUUGGUAGAGUCUAUAGCGGUACACUUAAGACUGGGCAGUCCGUGAAAAUAUUGCAGGAAGCUUAUACGGUGGAGGAAUAUGACGACACUCCAGUGAAAGAAGUUACAAACCUGUGGGUGUAUCAGGGUCGAUAUAGAUUGGCCAUAAGCACUGCAGGACCUGGCUCUUGGGUUCUUAUCGAAGGUAUAGAUGCAGGAAUUACAAAAACUGCUACAUUAUGCAACAGUAAAUAUGAUGUAUACCAUGGUAGUAAAUAUAAUGUUGAAGAUGCAUAUCUGUUCCAGCCGCUACAGUUCAAUACCCUUCCAUUGAUGAGAGUUUCUGCCGAGCCUUCACAUCCAACUGGGUUGCCAAUAGUGUUGGAGGGUCUUCGUUAUAUCAGCAGAACCUAUCCUCAUGCCAAUAUUAAAGUGGAGGAGUCUGCACUUCAUAUGAUUCUUGGUACUGGAGAAUUUCAGAUGAAUAGAAUUAUCAAAGACCUUUCCGAGUUCUGUUCUGAUUCUGGAGUAGAAAUCAAGGAUUCAGUUCCAGCGGUCUUAUUCCGUGAAACUGUGGUGGAAUCUUCUUCAAUGAAGUGUUCUGCUAAAACACCCAAGAGAAACAAAAUAACAAUGAUUGCUGAGCCUUUGGAGAAAGGUCUUGCAGAAGACAUUGAGAAUGUUGCUGUGAGCACUGACUGGACGAGCAAAGCUGUUGAUGAAUUUUUCAAAAGAAUGCAUAAAUGGGAUUUGCUUGAUGGUCAAUCUGUAUGGGCAUUUGGUCCUGAUGAGCAUGGACCUAAUGUUUUGCUGGAUGGCACUCUUUCUACUGAAGUUGACAAGGGAUUGCUUCGUGCUGUUAGGGAUUAUAUUGUCCACGGUUUUCAAUGGGCUGCACGACAAGGACCACUCUGUGAUGAGCCAAUGAGGAAUGUAAAAUUCAAAAUAGUUGAUGCAAUAUUUGCAUCUGAACUGUCGCAUGGGUGGCCGGAGGGGAUUGCUCCCACAACUAGGAGAGUGGCACAUUCAGCAUUUCUUAUGGCAGCUCCUCGACUUAUGGAACCUGUGUAUUACGUGGAGAUACAUACACCAGUGGACGACCUACCCAAAGUUCGUGAGGCAUUUUUACGAGGGACAGAGUCAUACAUGCUACAGAUGCUCUUAGAGGUCCCUACAAAGCGCCGAGUAUCUGUUCUCAUUGCGUUUGAUCACUGGGCUAUAGUACCUGGGGAUCCACUAGCCGAGAGCAGAGUCUUACAGCCAUAUGAGGCAACCCCCCCAACCCAGAAUCUUGCUCGUCAAUUUAUGAUGGAGACCAGGAAGUAUAAGGGAAUGAGCGAAGAUGUAGAUGUGGGUGGCGACGAGCCCUCUGAUGAGGAUUAGCAGUGGCUCCGCAAGCAAGCUAACAUUCACCAAAUAAUGUGAUCGAGAUUUUUGUUUGAAGGCGAUGCUCCAGGAAUGAAGUGUAACAGUGUUUUCUUUGUAGUUGAUUCGGACAUUAAGGCCAAGUGACUUUUGUCUCCAGUCUCCACCGCGGACUUCGCAUGGUUUAGAAGCUAAGUGGUACGCAUUUAUCAAUUGUACUCAUUGUUCCUCACAUUGUAGUAUGUCAUGUAUAUCGAAGUAUACCAACAUAUAUU
This is a messenger RNA of Linum tenue, 2804 nucleotides long. The record is from the annotation of a GenBank genome assembly. Lineage: Eukaryota; Viridiplantae; Streptophyta; Magnoliopsida; Malpighiales; Linaceae.